UUUUUGUAAGAAAACAAAAGGAAAGAAAACAGUUUACCUACAAAAUGAAUACUCAAAAAUGUGAACAAAAUAAGGAAGCGAAAGAAAAAACAUUUGUCGAAAAACAGGCUGAACGUAUGCAGAGACUGCGUAACUUACACACCGCCCGAAACGAAGCUAGGACACAAAACCACCAAGAAGUCGUAGCAGAAGAGGCUAGGAACAAGCUACCAACGAACUAUGAAGCUAAACGGCGCCAGGCAGAGUGGUUAGUAGAGGAUCAGAAGAAACGAGAAGAAGCAGAAACAGAAGGCAAAAACUACGAUCGAGUCAAAUUGUUGAAUAUUUCUGCGAUAGAAGCAGAGCGACUCGAACGUAAAAAAAAGAAAAAGAACCCAGACCAAGGGUUCUCGACGUAUGAACAUGCCACAAUACGACAAUACAACAGGCUAGUGAAAAACAUGCCACCAGCGGAUAUGGAACGGUAUGAGAAACAAAAGCAAAAGUAUGGUGAAGCAUUCUAUGGAGGCCCCAACGUCAUCAUACAUGGAAUGCACGAAGAUCGUAAAGAGGCAGUAGACAAAAUGGUUGAUGAUCUGGAGGGUCAGAUUGCAAAGAGAACUAAAUAUUCGAGGAGACGAAUUCAUAAUGAUGAUGCUGAUAUUGAUUAUAUCAACGAGAGGAAUGCUAAAUUCAAUAAGAAAUUGGAAAGGUUUUAUGGAGAGCAUACUGCUGAAAUAAAACAAAAUUUGGAGAGGGGCACUGCCAUUUAGCUUAAAAACACCAGAGUAUUUACUAAAUGUAUAUUGGUAUUUUAGAUUGUAGAUAUAUGCAAUAAUGCAAUACUAACUUGUUGAAGAAAAAAAAAUGAAAUAAUAACAUUUUUAUAAAACUGCUUUGAUAAUGAAAGUUAGAAUAUCAGAACCAAUUUACAUAAAUGAAUGCAACUACUUCUCAUAAUGUACAACAAUCAUAGUUUUUAACAUUUAUUUUUAUAGAAAAUAGCUACCGUA
Messenger RNA from Bombyx mandarina (wild silkworm), 992 nucleotides. RefSeq names its product pre-mRNA-splicing factor Syf2. NCBI's taxonomy places the organism in Eukaryota, Metazoa, Arthropoda, Insecta, Lepidoptera, Bombycidae. Gene Ontology annotation, cellular component: catalytic step 2 spliceosome; post-mRNA release spliceosomal complex; Prp19 complex. The record is from RefSeq and is a predicted model, not a curated record.